Molecule: messenger RNA, 3935 nt
Organism: Liolophura sinensis
Lineage: Eukaryota; Metazoa; Mollusca; Polyplacophora; Chitonida; Chitonidae
Product: centrosomal protein of 135 kDa-like
Exons: 26
Coding region: 90-3851 (1253 amino acids)
Source: RefSeq, a predicted model, not a curated record
AAAGAAAGUCUGACAAUAGCAGAAUGCUUAUGAAUGAGACCAGAUCAUAAAUGAGAAGGCGAGAAAUCUGCUAAAGAGAAGUUUGCAUAAUGGGCUCCACAAACCCCGAGCAGGCCCAACAGAAGUUCUCUAACUUAAGAAAGAGACUUGACCAGUUGGGCUACAGGCAGCCUCUGGGGUUGGAAUCUUUGCCUCUUGUGGAGAGAUUAUUCGCAGACCUUAUCCACACCACAGAGAGCCUGAAGAACGCCAAACUAGAGAUCAGCAAAAAGCAGGAGGAUCAUGGAUCAUUUGAAACAGCUGUUGAACCAUACAAAAGUGAUAAUGCCAAGCUAGUGAAGGAGAAUAAUGAGCUGCAUAUCCAGAUUAUAAAGCAGACAGAAGAGGCAAAUGCUACUGUUAGAGAUUUGAAAGCUUCCUUGCGUAAGCUUGAACAUGAAAACACAGACCUGAAAUUUCUGAACAACCAGUAUGUGCACAAGGUGAGACAGCUCGAGCAGGAGGCACGUGAAAAGGCUGAUCGCAUUAUACAUCUGCAGGAGAAAAAUUUCCAUGCUGUUGUUCAGACCCCAGGAGGCAAGAAGAAAACUAUCCCAUUCCGCCGUCAGCGUAUGCAGAUAGACUCCACCGUUCCGGCAGCUGAAAUCGUGGCGAAGCAGGCAGCCCUGGCUGAGGACCCAUAUGUGGCUGAUUUGCUACAGGUGGCGGACAGUAAGAUCGCAGAGCUGAACAAACAGGUGAAGACAUUAACGGACUUGAAUGAUGUCAAGGAGAGGAAGCUGAAAAACUUUAAACAACAGGUUGAGGCAAGGGAUGCUGAGAUAGACCGACUAAGCAGAAUGCUGGACGGAGGCAGACCCUCAGAUGUGGUGGCUCUAGAGUCACGAAACCGAGCCAACGAGAGAAUGAUCUCUCACCUCAAUAUACAGGUUGAUUACCUGCAGCAAAAGUCUCGAGAGCUGGAGAUGAAGAUGAAGGAGUCCACGCUAGCCCAGGAGGAGUCUGAGAGCAAAGCGCGGCGUUACCAGGCGCGUAUCACGGAUCUUGAGCUGGAACUGUCCGAUGUGGACCGCAUGGCCAAGAGGCUUCAGUCUGACAAGGAGUUUGUGGUGAAGGCAGCUGAUAAUGAACUCAGUGAAGCCAAGGUGGAGCUGGAGAAAUCUCGCUAUGAGCUGGAAGGGCUGGAUCUGGAGACUUCUCAAAUGAAAGCUGAGAAUAAACGUCUGAAGGCAGAGAACCUGGAGUUACGCAAUGAAGUCCAGAGCAAAACAGCCGAUGUGAUUCGUCUAGAGGACCUGCUGGAUAAGAUCCAGAUCGACAAACGGCGACUCACUCAGAGAGUCAACAAACUCACAGCCAAUGAGAAAGACCUGGUGCUAGAGAUAGAGAGACUGAAACACAAAAAUGGCCCGACAACCACAAAAAAGAGGUCAAAAUCUCUCAGCAAACUGGACUCCUUUAUUCGAGCCUUAGAGGAGGAGAGAAACUUCUACAGGGAGCAGUCAGAGGCUCUGCAGGUGACAUUACGACGGGUUAACUCACAGCCCAAGAUCAAGAGCCCUACCCCUAAACCACCGUCCAGGUCUAACUCCCGAUCCUCCAGUCCUGUCAGGGAGCCCAGCCCUACCAAGCUGGACAAAAAGACUGUUGCCAAGUACGAGGCAAUGAUCAGGGUGCUGGAAGAGGAACGAGACAAUUACAAGAGAGAGCUGGAUGCUGCCAAGGCAAUACGUCGUCCUGCCAGCCCAGUAAGGCUCACACCCACCAAGAGUUUAUAUGCUGAAUCAAGUGAGAUAGCCAUGCUUACCAGAGAGAGAGAUGAACUCCAGGGAUUACUGGAUAAGUUUGAGCGGCACAUGGCAGAGAUUCAAGCCAAUGUUAAGGUACUAGCAUCAGAAAGAGAUCAGCUGAACACUGUUUAUGAGGAGACCCGCACAGAACUGCAGAAGGUACGCCGUGAGCUGAUCAGGUCUCCUAAGUCCCCCAAAUCCUCACUGGCUGCUCAGGCAGUUCUCCGCCGAGUUGAGAACGAGAAAGAGGAUGCCCUGGCGGAACUUCGUAGAGUCUCCACUGAGAGGGACAGCUUGCGUGAACGACUCAAGAUAGCCACAGAGACCUCAUUGUCUGACAGAGCUAAAUUAGAACAGAGAGUGGAGGAUCUGAAGUCUGCCCUGUCUGCCAUUGAGGUAGAGAGAGAUGAGCUGUCCGCUCGGGUCAGCAUGCUGAAGACUUCUCUGGGAUCCUGUCAGGACCAGGUCAGAGAGCAGGCCAUGGUGCUGGGUCAGUCCACUGAUAACCUGUCCCAACAGAAGGCUACAGCAGCACAGAUGAAACUUCUAGCUGAAGAAGCUGAGAGGCGUUUGGAGGAGUGUCAACGCAAACUGAACAGACGAGACGCAGAUCUUCAAACUCUGGAGGAUCGGAACUCACACCUAGAGAAGAGGAUUGGGGAACUUCAGCGUGGCACUCAGCAGAUCCAAGAUGAGAUAAUUCAGCUUAGGAGCACGAUUAAUGCUCUGGAUCGAGAGAAAGACACUCUCCAGGCAGAGGUAGAUGAGAAAACAGAGAAGAUAGCUGUGCAGCAAGACGACAUUCUCAACAAGGAGCGUCAAAUUGGGGACCUUAAAGUACGAGUCAGUGAACUGGAAGCACAGCUAGACCAUGCUGGUGACAGUAGCGACCUGAAGGACAGAGAGAACAAGAGUCUGCGUCGCCAGCUGGAGGGGACAGGUGAGGACCUGGCUGAAGCCAUGAGGAGUAGAGACGUAGCUGUGCGAGAGAACCGGAGAUUACAGGAUGACCUCGCCGUCAUGACACGUGAAAACCAGAAAGUGAAUGAGGAGCUGCAGGAUGCUUUGGAUCAGAAAGAGCUACUGAAACAACAGGUGAACGAUUACAUCAGAGAGGUCAAGGCCACUGAAGAACUCCUGUCAUCAAAGGAGCAAGAGAGAUCCGAUUUACUGGAGCAGUAUCGCCAGCUGUCCCAGGAGGCCGAGCUGUACCAGACCACGUCACACGCGCUUGAGUCUGAGGGCUCAACACUGAAGAUGGAACUAAUGUCCAAAGAUUCAGAGAUCCGCCGACUUCGGGAAAAAGUGGAUGCACAGAACAGCGAGCUGACCAGUAUGUCACAAUCCUGCCACAGCUAUGAUGUCCAGCUGUCUCAGUUAACGAGAAAUGUUUCACAGCUGGAGGACUCCCUGAGGCAUGCGGAGGAUGAGAAGCAGAGCAUGUUACAGGAUCUGGCUGCAGUGCGAGACCUGUGCACUCGCCUGGAGGCUAACAAGGAGAGCCUACAGAGGCAGUUGACAGCCAGCAUGCUGGACAAGGAACAGCUCCAGAAUGCCUUGGAGGAUCUAAAACAGGAGGCAACCCUUUGCAAAACCCAGCUGUCAAGCGAGAGGAGUUCCAUCAAGAACCUAGAGGAUCUCCUGGCCAAUACCCGCGAGAAGGAGUUCCAGAGUCAGCUGAGUGCCCAGGAAAAGAGCGCUGAGUCACAGCUCGUUAAGGACAAGCUCUCACUCAAUGAGAGCAAGCUACAAAGUCAGCACCGUGAGAUUGCGUCUCUGAGGACGAGACUGGUGGAGCUGGAGGCAGAUCUGGAGAGGACACGCAGACAACUCACCAACGAGCGCUAUGAGAAAGAGAGAGCCUUGCAAGAUCUCCACCGUCAGGGCAUGUCCUCACUGAAUGACAGCAGUCUGAGGCUCUCAAGGUCAUCCAGGAGUCCAGCAAGGUACAGAACCACUGAGACCUCGUACACAAGCACCGCAUCUCACCGGCGAUCAGUGGAGCGUUCCCUGGGCCUACACGAGGACAGAGACCAGAGCCAGAGCCAGGAUGCCUUGUGACCUACCUCAGUCGAUUGAUGUGACGCUAAGCUUACUGUGAUACAUCUUCCAUGCCCAGUUUUAACCAAUAUACAUGCCUAUUUA